AGUUGCAGUAGCCUCAAACGGUUCUAGGGAGGAAGCCAAAAUAGGAAGACCCAUGAAUAGUCCUUCAGCAAAUACCUUUAUGCUCAUGAUUGAACACAAUAUUGCAUUUACCCAGACACCGAUGGCACCAAACUGCAUUCUUCUCCUUUAUUACUGAAAAAGCCUAAGCAUCUCCCGUUGGAUGAAAACAUUGUGUACGGAAUUACUGCUGCUGAGCAGGCCAUAUCGCCAUUGCUUUCAAAGGCUGCUGACUAGCUUCUAUCUACAAUCAGCAAAACUGUUUGUAGCUCUUAGGUGUCCAGGAUGAGGAAGAAGGCUCGUCACCACAGAGUCCCCGUACCUCAGCGGCCACCCUCCCCAAUCCGUCCGUCUCCAAACAAACCAACUCUGACCUACGCCCAAGCCCAGCGCAUGGUGGACAUGGAGAUUGACGGCCGCGUGCACCGCAUCAGCAUCUACGACAAGCUGGAUGUGAUCUCAGACGACGACCCCAUAGCCCAGGAGAUUAUGGAGUGCAACAGCAACAAGGAGAACACCGAGAAGCCCCAGCAGACGCUGCUUCGCUCUGUCCGGUUGAAAAACAGCCAGCAGAAGAGGAACGCGGCAGUGGCAGCGAAUAAGCACUCAGCGCACGGAGCUACAGCGGCACAGGUGGCACCGGCAAAGGCCCUUCCAGAGGCCAAAAUCCGGACGGUGGAGUAUAAUCUUCCAGCCGUCCCCAGGAGGCCCCCGGCAUAUUACACGUAUGUGGAAAAGACAUCUGAGGAGCUGGAUGAGGAGGUAGAGUAUGAUAUGGAUGAAGAGGACUACGUCUGGCUGGACCUGGUCAACGACAAGAGAAGGAGUGAGGGUGUCAGCCAGGUGUCCCACAACGUGUUUGAGUUCCUGGUGGACCGCUUUGAGAAGGAGUCCCGAAUGGAGAAAGAGAGCCAGGGCCAGGACAAGCUGACCGUAGACGAGGACGCCGUCUGCUGCAUCUGCAUGGACGGUGACGGCCAGGACAGCAACGUCAUCCUCUUCUGUGACAUGUGCAACCUGGCCGUGCACCAAGAGUGUUACGGUGUCCCCUACAUUCCAGAGGGCCAGUGGCUGUGCCGGCACUGCCUCCAGUCGCCCACCCAACCGGCGCACUGCGUGCUCUGUCCCAACAAAGGCGGCGCGGUGAAGAAGACCGACGACGACCGCUGGGGCCACGUGGUGUGCGCGCUGUGGGUGCCAGAGGUGGGGUUCUCCAACGCCGUCUUCGUCGAGCCCAUUGACGGAGUGCGUAAUAUCCCGCCCGCUCGCUGGAAGCUCACCUGCUACCUCUGUAAGGAGAAGGGUGUCGGGGCCUGCAUCCAGUGUCACAAGGCUAACUGCUACGUCGCCUUCCACGUCAGCUGCGCCCAGAAAGCCGGACUGUUCAUGAAGAUGGAGCCCGUCAAGGAGGUCACGGAGACCGGCGAGCCGACCUUCUCGGUGAAGAAGACCGCCUUCUGCGGGGCCCACACACCCAGCGGCUCCGUAAAGAGGCCCCUCAGCGUCUACGAGGAUGCAACGCCUAAAAAUGGAUUGUGUUCUCGGAAUGGAGAGAAGAAGCGCGGCACCAGGGCGAGGAGGAAAGGCAGGCAGAAGAGGAAGAGGAGGGUGGAACCACAGCUGGAGGAAGAAGUCCUACCUGUGGUUUUGCCUAGUUUUCCCCAGCAAAGGUUAAACACCAUCCUCAACCAGGUAUCUAUGCAGAAGAAGAAAGCGUUUGUGGAGCUGGCUCUGAACUACUGGACUCUAAAGAGACAGGCGAGGAAUGGAGUACCACUCAUCAGACGACUACAGACCAGUCAACAGUGCCACCAGAAAACCCACAUGGCACAGCCGAAGGAGAGUGAAGAGGAGAGCAGGGCUCUCAAAGAGCAGCUCAAGGAAUGGCAUCGUCUCAGACACGACCUGGAGAGAGCCAGGCUCCUCCUGGAGCUCAUACGAAAGAGGGAGAAACUGAAGAGAGAGGAGAUGAAGCUACAGCAGAGUUUGCUGGAGGUCCAGUUGACUCCAUUCAGUAUCCUGCUCAGGGCUGUGCUGGAACAGCUUCAGGAGAAGGACCAGGCCAAGAUCUUUGCCCAGCCAGUCAACGUCAAAGAGGUUCCUGAUUACUUGGACCACAUCAAGAACCCCAUGGACUUCUCCACCAUGAGGAAACGCAUCAACGACCAAGUGUACACCAACAUGGAUGACUUUGAGUCAGACUUCAACCUAAUAGUCUUUAACUGCAUGAAGUACAACAGUAAAGACACCUUCUUCCAUCGGGCAGCUGUGCGUCUUCGAGACCAGGGCGGCGCCUUGAUCCGCAAGACGCGGAGGGACGUGUUGCGGAUCGGUUUCGAGAAGGACACUGGGAUGCACUUGCCCGAGCCGCCCAAGAUUGAAGCACCACUGCCGUUUACCUGGGAGGACGUGGACCGGUUAUUGGUCCCCGCCAACCGGCAGCACAUGCCUCUGGAUGAGCAGCUGAAAGAGCUGUUGGAGAAACUGGACCUGACGUCCUCCAUGAAGUCCAGCCCCUCGCGCUCCAAACGCCUGAAACUGCUUAAAAAGACCAUCAAUGACGUGCGCAGCGAGAUGAGCCUGAACCUGAGGAGGGUCUCCCAUCCAAGCCACUCCCACUUUUCCUCCAACCCGUCCUCCCAUCCAGAGAGGAGUAAAGCGGUGGAGGGGGAGGGGCUUAAGAUCAAUGAACCAAGAUCCAACGAUGAGGGUGACAAAUCAUUACCUCCUAAAUUAGAACCCUCCGACUCCCUACCUCCCCUUCUGAACUCUGAGGACGACUCGGAACCACCUACGCUCAAACCGAUGCACCCCACGCCCACCCCUAGCCCGACGCCUGACAGCAAGACCCACCAAGAGCUCCAAUUAGAGCAAGAGAAACCAAACAGCACUUCCUCCACCAGCCCCAAUCUCCCUCUCAACGGCCUCACCGACUCCCAGGAUCCCCCGCUUCCCUCGGAGGGGGACAUAGGUGUUGUGGCCCCCUCCGCCCUGGCCCAACCACCGGGGGCAGUGAACCGCCGCACUGCUGUGCUCUUCAGGAAGUCAAAGAACUCCAGCCCUGUGAAGAAGCAGGUGGCGACAGGAGGAGGCGAGGCCCAGACAGGGUGCCCUCAGCUGGGCACUAAGACCUUCCUGUCAGUGGUGAUUCCCAGGCUGGAGACACUUCUCCAUCCCAGGACCAGGAAGAGGAGUCGCAGCGCGAGCGGGGGGGACAGCGAGGGGGACAGAGACAGGGAGGACGAGUCCCCCGUUAAACGCCUUGACACCGGCUUGUCUAAUGGUUUUGUGAUGGAGGAGACUGAGAAGGAGCUGGGCGCCAGCAGGCCUCUAGAACCCAGGAGACGCUGCGCCUCGGAGUCCAGCCUCUCAUCUAGUGGCAGUCUGCUGGGCAGCACCAGCAGCACUCUCAGUCUUCCAACAUGUGGUAAGGGCAAACCGGCCCUGGUCCGGAGAAACACUGUGGAUGAUAAGAACGAGCUCAUCGCCUGCAUUGAAAACGGGAACUUUGCCAGGGCUGCCAGGAUUGCUGCUGAAGUUGGCAACAGCAAUAUUUGGAUGCCUGCUAGUGCUGCAACGGUUGUUCUGGAACCUCUAAAGCUAGUUUGGGCAAAAUGUAGCGGAUACCCCUCCUAUCCUGCCCUGAUUGUCGAUCCCAACAUGCCCAGGGUGGGGUGCCAGCACAACGGGGUCUCCAUCCCGAUGCCCCCCCUCGAUGUUCUCCGGGUGGGAGAACAGAUGCAGUACAAGAACGAAGAAAAACUCUUCCUUGUCCUCUUCUUCGACAACAAACGCAGCUGGCAAUGGCUUCCUAAGUCUAAGAUGGUCCCUUUGGGGAUGGACAAGACCAUAGACAAGAUCAAGAUGAUGGAAGGCAGAACAUCUAGCAUCCGCAAAGCUGUCAAGACCGCUUUCAACCGUGCUAUGAACCACCUCAGCAUCGUCCAGGACCAACCUGUCAGCGACAUGAGUGACGUGGACUGACGCGCACACAAACGCACAUAAAGUCGGAAGUUCGGGUUUGGUAGACGUGGACAGAACUUAAGCAUACACUUGCAUGCAUGCAGACAUAUAUAUACUCGUCCCAACCGAAGACUUGCCUACUUUCUUUUCCCCUCCUCUCCAUCGGUCUUUCCAGAGGUCUGUCCUGGCUGACUGUGUUUACCGGGUUGCUUGUCAACCACUCUUCCUCCUCAGCCCCGCCUGCUGGUCUGACAACUGCUGCUUUCAUGAAUGUGCCCAACCCUUCCCCCCUGCCCCCCCCCCCCCCAAUCUACCUUUCUCCACGCUCAUGUUCAUGAAGCACCAAACUUAAAAAGAAGGAAAGACAUUGAUACAGGGAGGGUUAUAUAGACUUGCCCAAAAAAUAUCAGAUGCUAAUUAGAGUUUUUCUGUUUUUAAAAAGUUUUUAUAUGUUUCCCGUUGACCCUAUGACUGUGCAGGAAGACUGCUGCCAUGAUCCUCCUCCAUGCCUGUAUGACCAUGCCUCUGCCCAGAUCGCUGCUUCUUUCUCACCUCACUCAUCUUACGCCAUUUAUUUCCACUCAACAGUAACUACUAUGUAUUUAAAUGAACUUUGUAAAUAACUGUAAUAUUUGCCUUACUAACUUAUUUUGUAGAUUGAAAGAAAUUGGUACUGUACAGUGGAUUUUCUUAACUGUAGCAAAAGUAUUUAUACUUUUGGUGACUUAUGUGAGCACUGCAGUGUGGUUUUUACGAGUGUUGUGAAAAAAACGGUGUAAAAAGCCAUAGCAGUGUAAAAUAACGGGGCUAAAAUGUUUUCUUUUCUUUAAGUAUUUACCGUGACAUUUUUGGUAUAAUUUUCUUAAGUUAUUGAAGUUGAUCAAAAAGAAGCUUCCCUUUGGCAUUAAUCCUUUUGUAAUCAGAAGAUGUUUUUACAAUGGUUUUAGUAUAUUUUUGUUCGUACAUAUUUAUAUGAUUGAACAUAUAUCUGUAUAAUUCAGAUGCUCACCUGAUGGGAAGUGUUUUGUUGUUAUGGAAACCGAAAGUGCGUUGUUCUCAAAAAACCAAAAAAAUGUGCUGCCCAGAGUUUUUUAAUACUUCAUUUGUUUGUGCGUGUGAUGUAUAGGUUUAUUGCAAAAAAAGUUAAAUGUAUUUUAUACAUUA
This is a messenger RNA of Esox lucius (northern pike), 5145 nucleotides long. It is a transcript of the gene brd1a, whose product is annotated as bromodomain containing 1a. Gene Ontology annotation, biological process: regulation of transcription by RNA polymerase II. The record is from RefSeq and is a predicted model, not a curated record. Gene Ontology annotation, molecular function: protein binding. The transcript has 14 exons. NCBI's taxonomy places the organism in Eukaryota, Metazoa, Chordata, Actinopteri, Esociformes, Esocidae. Gene Ontology annotation, cellular component: MOZ/MORF histone acetyltransferase complex. Bases 304 to 4002 code for a protein of 1232 amino acids.